Cyclocybe aegerita is the source of this 3369-nucleotide messenger RNA. The record is from the annotation of a GenBank genome assembly. NCBI's taxonomy places the organism in Eukaryota, Fungi, Basidiomycota, Agaricomycetes, Agaricales, Hemipholiotaceae.
AUGGCGUCCAGCGCUGUACGCAAAGUUCAGGAGAAGAUAUUCGGCAAAGGCAGCGGGUCGCAAGCUGCUGUCGACCCAGACAGCCCACAGGCGUUCCCCAGCCCCCAGGAACGCGUCGAAUCCACAACACCGUUGAAAAUUAGCAUACCCAAACCACAGGCAUCGCCUACGCCACCACCCAGGAAGACGACGGACUCCUCGCCCAAGGUUGUUCACGGAAGAGAUGCUGACAUCGUUGAUGAUGCUGACGCCGCUGCAUCCCCGCCGCCUGUGCAACCUUAUCGGGAACGCCUCAGGCAGACCCUUGGGCACGAGUACAAAAGCGCAGAGAAAUAUCGCCUAGAGUGUGACGAUAAUCGCGAGAAACACUGGAAGCGGUGGGGACCCUAUCUCAGCGAUCGGCAGUGGGCGACUGUCAGAGAGGACUAUUCCGCCGAUGGCGAUGCAUGGAGCCACUUCCCUCAUGCGCAUGCGCGAUCCCGCGCGUACAGGUGGGGCGAGGACGGCAUUGCGGGGAUAUCAGACAACCAUCAGCGGUUGUGCUUUGCACUCUCGCUGUGGAAUGGCGAGGACCCCAUCCUCAAGGAGCGUCUUUUUGGCGUGACUGGACACCAGGGGAACCAUGGUGAAGACGUCAAAGAGCUUUACUACUAUCUCGACUCAACCCCGACCCACUCAUACAUGAAAUUUCUGUACAAGUACCCGCAAAGGCGAUAUCCAUACGAACAGCUUGUCGAAGAAAAUCAACGGCGAGGGCGCGAUGUGGGAGAGUAUGAAAUUCUGGAUACGGACGCGUUUGAUGACGAUCGAUACUGGGAUGUCUUCGUUGAGUACGCGAAAGACGAGGACGAACCGGACAAUGUCUAUAUCCGCAUCACUGCGUACAAUCGUGGACCCGAUCCCGCCACCUUGCAUAUAAUCCCACAACUCUGGUUCCCUAACACUUGGUCAUGGCCCAUAGAGAAACCACCAAUGCCCAGCCUUUCAGGUUCUAUUCGUGGUGCGGACAACAUCCGCUGCGUAACAGCACGCCAUCCAGGUCUAGGCAAGACCUACUUAUACUGCCUUCCAUCGCCGCCUCCAGUAGGGCCGACUGACGACUUCGAGGUUGAUCCUGAGAUCGACAUAGUCCAGCCCGAACUGUUAUUUACCGAGAACAACACGAACUUCAGCAGGUUGUACGGCGGGACGAACGAAACGCCGUACGUGAAAGACGCAUUCCACGACCACAUUAUCCCAUCGCACCGGCCUCCUUCAUCCGAUUCGCAACCUGAAGGUUUCUUCUCCCCUCGUAUCCGCUCUAGGACCGCGUCGUCGUUCGGCAAUGAGCGUCCGGAUGUCCCAGAGGAGGGUCCUUGCACACCAUUCCCUUUGACGCCCUCCUUCGUCAACCCCGACCAGAAGGGAACCAAAGCAGGAGCGCACUACACCUUCGCAGACGUACCGGCCCACGGCGGCUGCGCUGUGGUGCGUCUCAAGCUCACGCCCUCGCGGAUCGGAAAGGAUAUCAGCCUUGAAGACGAAGUCAUGUUCGAUGACGCUGUCGAGGAGCGAAGGCAGGAAGCCGACGAGUUUUACAAUUCACUUGUCUACGGGCCGAUGACGGAGGAUUUGAAGCAGAUCAUGCGACAAGCGUUUGGAGGCAUGCUGUGGACGAAGCAGUAUUAUCGCUUCAUACAAAAGGAGUGGUUGGAGGGUGACCCAGCCCAACCCCCGCCUCCGCCGAAUAGGAAGUGGAUCAGGAACAAGGAGUGGAGGCAUAUGCAUAUUGAGGACAUCCUGUCGAUGCCUGACAAAUGGGAGUAUCCGUUCUUCGCGGCUUGGGACACCGCGUUCCACUGCAUACCGCUGGCCGUCGUCGAUCCAGCCUUUGCAAAGAAGCAGUUGGAUUUGCUCACCAGGGAAUGGUACAUGAAACCCGAUGGACAGAUCCCUGCGUACGAGUGGAACUUCAGCGACGUCAACCCUCCCGUACACGCAUGGGCGACUUUCCGUAUCUUCAAGAUAGAGCGGAAAAUCCACGGAAGAGAAGAUUUGGCGUUCUUAGAGCGGGUUUUCCAGAAAUUGUUGCUGAACUUCACAUGGUGGGUCAACCGAAAGGAUCAAGGAGGUCACAACGUUUUCGAAGGCGGGUUCCUUGGUCUCGAUAACAUCGGUGCAUUCAAUCGUUCAGAACCACUUCCGACUGGGGGUACGCUUCGACAAGCUGAUGGGACUGCAUGGAUGGCAUUCUAUUGUCUGAACAUGUUGAGCAUUGCACUUGAAUUGGCCAAGCACAAUCCUGUGUAUGAGGAUAUUGCUUCGAAAUUCUUUGAGCACUUCAUCUUUAUCGCCGACGCUAUGACGUACACGGACGGAGAGCGCGAAUGCUCGCUCUGGAACGAAUCUGAUGGGAUGUACUACGAUGCCAUUGUCUUCGGGUCGGGGCAUACGAUGCAGCUCCCCGUCCGGAGUCUCGUUGGAUUGAUCCCGUUGUACGGGACGCUCGUCCUAGAGCCUGCCGUGCUGAAUCGCUUCCCUGGAUUCAAGAAGCGAAUGGAGUGGUUCAUUGAUAAUCGACCGGAGGUAUCAAAGAGGAACAUGGCAAACAUGAAAGUCGGCGGCAAAGAACAGAGAAGACUUCUGGCCCUCGCUAGCAAGGAGAGGUUGGUUAAAAUUCUUGAGAGAAUGUUAGAUGAAACGGAGUUCUUGAGUCAACAUGGGAUCCGAUCCCUGUCAAAACUGCAUCAACAACACCCCUGGGGAAUGGAUGUUCACGGACACCGCUACGAGGUACCGUACUGGCCAGGCGACUCACUCUCCGGGAUGUUCGGCGGAAAUUCGAACUGGAGAGGACCGAUUUGGCUUGCUACGAAUUUCCUCCUUAUCGAGAGUCUUCAACGUUUCUAUCAAUACUAUGGUGACGAUCUCCAGGUCGAAUGUCCAACAGGAAGCGGGGACUUCAUGAACCUUGUCGGCGUUGCGGAGGAGAUUCAACAUAGGAUUAUCCAUAUCUUCCGACGCGAUGUGGACGGCCGUCGGGCAACAAAUGGAGGGAACGCAAAACUAGACUUCGACCCUCAUUUCCGCGACUACGUUUGGUUCUACGAGUUCUUCCACGCCGACACUGGUAAAGGGUUGGGGGCAUCGCAUCAGACUGGUUGGUCCGGUUUGGUCGCGUACCACAUCCUCCAAAGUGGUGUGAGCUGUCGACUCCCCAAGACACCGAGAACCCCUCGUUCCGUCCUACGGCACUACUUUGAUGACACGAUCGACUCUCGUUCCGAGUUUGGCGACGAUGCGAAGUCCGCAAGUGCUUUCAGCAUGGCGAGCAACUUUAACGACUGGGAGAUGAAUACACUUGGGGAUUUGUCGCCCGAUGCGCUUUGA